AUGACUGCGCCUCCACAUUGUGACAACAGCCAGUGCUGUGAUAUUGGCCAUGGCCUCAAACAACCAAUCCACAGUCAUAACGAAUUGGGGCGGCUCGAGGCAGGCUACAAUGCGCCUUCAACUUCGCCACGCUUUGCGGGCGUACACGGCCUGUCGUACCACGUCGCUGCCAUCAAGGCCAGCCUGGGAUCAACGCCAGGCACCGGAAAGGGGUCUCACUUCAUCCUUAUCGGCUCAUUUCGUAGCCAGAAACACGCCAUAUGCUACCAUGACUAA
Messenger RNA from Colletotrichum higginsianum IMI 349063, 276 nucleotides. RefSeq lists its product as uncharacterized. NCBI's taxonomy places the organism in Eukaryota, Fungi, Ascomycota, Sordariomycetes, Glomerellales, Glomerellaceae. The coding region runs from base 1 to 276 and encodes 91 amino acids. The transcript is spliced from 2 exons. The record is from RefSeq and is a predicted model, not a curated record.